AUGACUAGUGACAUCGAAAGAAUAAUCAACUACUCGAGGUAUCCAAUCACCGAACCAAAUAGCGCCAUUUUUGUAGAAGUUAUCAAGCGUGCGCGACACGAGUUGAACGAGAAAGGGAUAGCUCUGCUUCCAGACUUUAUGCUUUCAUCUGCCCUAAAAGAAACAAUCACAGACACCGAGCAGGUUUUACCCAAAGCAUUCCGUGGAAUAAGCGACCACAACGUUUACUUAGAAGAUUGUAAGGAGGAAAAAUUGGAACUUAAUCGCCCGAGCCAAAUCAUUUCUCGCUCUUCGAAAUCAUGUGUGACUCACGAUCAGAUAAAUCCAAGCACGCCAUUAAAGAAGCUCUACAUGUCACAGGCGAUGACUGAUUUUGUUCGCCUUUUACUGCAAAGGGAGGUGCUUUAUCGUACGGCCGAUCCUUUAGGAGCAUUAAAUGUCCACGUGUACAAAGAAAGGGACCAACUCAACUGGCAUUUUGAUCGAGGCGAAUUCGCAGUCACUCUUCUUCUACAAUCACCUGAAAGAGGUGGACAUUUCCAAUACAUUCCCUCGACAAGGUAGAUUAUAUUAAGGCCACUGAAUGAUGUAGGAGAAGGACGGGGCUGCGUAAGGUAGACAACCUUUCUUCCUUCUUUUACAUCAGAACUCAAAGCAAGAAUAACUGUACUCUUAAAGGCAUCAGCAGCGUUAACCUUGCGAGAAACAUGUUUAUUUAUUCGCAGGCCUGUUUACAUGGAAACGGGGGAGCCCACAUAGGUGUGGCAACAUGAGGGGGUCACCACACCUAUCAUGUAAACGUGAUCAAAUCAAAAGGAGAGAUUAUAUGGGCAGGCGGGUUACCCCACCGUAGCGGGUUACCUCACCUACCUGGGGUCCCCUACCAACACGUAAACAGGCCCUUAGUUUCUUCCGUAAUUUGCCUCAGUCCUCCGCAGGGCCUUUUUGCCAUUAGGAGACUGGAGCCUAGUGAAGAAGAAAGCGCGAAGGGAAAAAUGGGAAGGGAAAAGAAGAAAUAGCUACCUUGCCUCCUUCUGCCCUAAAAUGAUGGGCAGAUUUAGCAAAGAACAACCGACAUAGCCUCUUAGUCAAGGAGACGCGCAAACCGCCUCAACACGAUAAGGUGCUGAUCCGAUUGAGGCAUUUGCUGUUAUACUAAUGGCGAUACUGAAUUAUUUUGCCGUUUAUCUAUCUCUUUAUAGAUCCCCGGGAAAUGAAAACUACGACCUUACUGGCCUCUCAAGCUGGAAAAGAUCUAAGCGAUCUUGGAGUAAAACAAGCCGAUCUUCAGCCAGGCACCCUCGUGAUAUUUUGUGGCCGCAAUUCCAUGCAUCGCGUGACACCAGUGCAAGGCAGUAAGUCACGCAUUCUUGCCGUGCUGUCUUAUGAACAGAAACCUGACGUAUUCUUGAAUGAGUACACCAGGAUGAAAUUUUAUGGACGUUUACGUUAA
Messenger RNA from Porites lobata, 1453 nucleotides. Lineage: Eukaryota; Metazoa; Cnidaria; Anthozoa; Scleractinia; Poritidae. The record is from the annotation of a GenBank genome assembly.